This is a messenger RNA of Terrapene triunguis (Three-toed box turtle), 813 nucleotides long. RefSeq names its product natural killer cells antigen CD94-like. Lineage: Eukaryota; Metazoa; Chordata; Testudines; Emydidae. The transcript is spliced from 7 exons. The record is from RefSeq and is a predicted model, not a curated record. The coding region runs from base 1 to 813 and encodes 270 amino acids.
AUGAAGCACAUUGGUGGCACUUCAAAGUCUAGUUCGUGCACUCCAGCCUCCUGUGAAAGAGCUACCACAAAUGCACCAGAAAUGAGUGAGCAGGCAGUGACCUAUGUAGACCUGAAAUUUCAAACUCCUUCCAAGCAGAAGAAGAAAAAGACACCUAAGAACACCAGGGACAAAGAUUCUUCUGCUCCAGCUUCUGCAUGGGUGGUCAUAGCAGGGAUUUUGGGGAUUUUCUGCUUGGCUUUGCUGAUAGCAGUGGGUGUCUUGGCUGCCAAUGUUUUUCAGAUCUCCCAAAUACCAUGUAAACAGCAGGAAAACCUGAACCAGUUUCAGGAAAUUAUCCCAGGUAAGAAUGGAAACCUGCCAAAGGUUUUGAACAGGAAGGAUUGCCUUCAAAAGGGAUGGAAGUCUCUUUGCCCAGAACAUUGGUUUCAACAUGGAAAGAAAUGCUACCUCUUUUCUACUGAAUACAAACCAUGGCUGGAGAGUCUAAAGGCCUGCUCUUCUCAUGGCUCCACACUCCUUCAGAUAGAAAGCAAACAAGAGCUGGAUUUCAUAAAUCCCCUGGCAACUUCUCACUGGAUAGGAUUAUUACGUGACAAGACUGACAGACUCUGGGUGUGGGGGAAUGGCACAGCUUUCUCCACUGACCAGUUUGCAGUAAAUAAAGGAUAUGUUGAUGGUGACUGUGCAGUCGUCAGAGGCAGAGAACUCUUCUCUGAUGACUGCAAAGAUACAAAGCGCUACAUUUGUCAGCUGCCAGUUCUUGUGCCACAGUCUGAUGUAUCUGGAGAAGAUAGAUCAUGGAAAUCAUAA